Messenger RNA from Atta colombica, 682 nucleotides. RefSeq lists its product as uncharacterized. The transcript is spliced from 3 exons. Bases 236 to 682 code for a protein of 148 amino acids. Lineage: Eukaryota; Metazoa; Arthropoda; Insecta; Hymenoptera; Formicidae. The record is from RefSeq and is a predicted model, not a curated record.
ACAUGUGUAUGGUUUUGCAGUGAAAGUCUUAAGUGUCUAUACUCUUUCGAAAAGGCACUAUCGAUUUGGCAAGAAAACUCAAUUCUGUUUUCAUUGUGAAUGAUAUGACACAGUGAAGACAUUGGACGUGUGCGAACCUGGGAAUAUAUGUAAAAAUCGAUGGUUAUACGUCGUGCUUCACGAUAGCGAGUACAAGCAAGGAUCGGUAGUGCAGCGAGCGAUCGAGGUGUUAAAAAUGCUGUGUCGCUGGCUCGCCGUGCUGGUACUCGCUGGUAUUCUCCUGGUUAUCGAGGCGAUCGCAGUCAACCAAGGUACGUUCACUCGCGAUCAGAGAGUUUUGAGCGGUAGUCUUGUUCAGGGGAGUCGCAAUGUCAGCGGCGUGCCGGCGUUCGAAACAAAUGUUCCACGGAAUGUCACUACCGCAGUCGGUCAGACCGCCUUUCUUCACUGCAGAGUUCAUCAGCUGGGCGACAAGGAGAGCCUAAAUAUUAGGAGGAAAAAAAGAAUUUUGCAAUAUUUCCGUCGUGUCAAAGGUAGAAAGGAGGCCGCUGUUGCGGUUACGGUUGCUUCAUCGUUUUUCAAAAUCCUCAAUCCCGACAUACCUCCAUGUCAAGGCUAUAUAGAUCCUAGUAGAGCUGCUGGGUUAACAUCACCGCAAGGCUGGCCUGUGGUUUCUGGUUAG